AUGAGCGGGGUAGGAGCGGUCGCGGAGCUGCUGCCGCGCAUCGCGGCGCUGCCGACGCGCGACGACCUCGAGUCGUACAGGCUUCCCGUGGAGAAGCAGGCGGAUGUGCGCCGCAAGCUAUACGAGGCGCUCUUUUCCGCUGUUUCGCCCGCGUGGCUCUUUCCUGCGGACCUCGCGCUGACGCCUGCGGCGGCGCUUGCGCUCCUCGCGCAGAGCGAGUGGAGUCUGUCACAGGCUCAGCGGCGUGCGGAUGCGAUUGCGGCACAUGGUGCGAGCGGCGGCGCAGCGGCGCCUGUCGCGGCGCAGCCCGAGUAUUCCUCGCAUCGCCGCGGGAUGGCCUGCGGCCACGUCUUUCGCAAAGGCGAGCCCAUUUUCCGAUGCCACGACUGCUCGUACGACGAUACUUGUGUACAGUGUGCGAUGUGCUUCCAGAACUCGAUCCACGCGCGCGAACAGCACGACAUUGUGUUUAGCGUGGCGGACGAAAACGGCGCGUGCUGCGACUGUGGCGACGAGGAGGCGUGGAAGUGCGAUCUGCGCUGCGAGUUCCACAGCAUGCAUCCCCACACAGAGAUCGACGAGGCACCCGAGGCGGAUCCGACGCUCGAGAGCCUGCACGCCGGCGUGCCGGAGGACGCACGCACGUCCAUUACGGCCUUUUCCGAUCUGCUUCUGACGUUUUACCUGCAGGUGAUCACCGCCGCCGAGCCGCAGCGUGCGCCCACGCUCGGCCCCGAGCUCGUGGAAGAACUGAAGCGCAUGCCGACGCUCGAGCGCCUCUUUGACACAAAAGGGAAAGCAGAAGACGCACCGCAGCCGUUUGCGGCGCUCCUCUGGAACGACGAAAAGCACACCUUUACCGACGUCUCCGACAAGAUCAUGGACGUGAUGCCGUCGCUGAAUGCGCACGGCGCACGCGCAUUUGCGGAGCAGGUCGACAAGCACGGCCGCGAGGUUCUCGCCAUCAUGCCCGAGCUGCGUCGCCUGGUGAUCAUGGCGCGCCGCAUCAACAUCCAGCGCCUCUUGGUCACGGUUCAGCCGGCAUUUGACUACUACGUGCAGGAGGUAGCCGGCGUGGUGCUUGCAUUCCUGAUGGACCUCGCGAGCUGCUCGCUGUACACGCCGCACGGCGUCGACGGCCGCGCUUUCAAGGUGCUCAUCACCACGCUCCUGCUCACGCCUUGGAAGAAUAGCGAGUGGGCAGAGGCGCCGACGACCAUUGCGCGCGAGUUCUUUGACCCGAGCCGCGUGUGCAAGCUCGACGCGCUCCUCCUCCUCGACACCAAGAUGUGGAAAGAGGCGCGUCUCGACGUGCGCCACCUCAUCAUGGACCUGAUUGCGUGCCGUGAGGCCAAGCUCGAGAUCGCCGUGCACUUUGCCUACGUUUAUCCCCGCAUGAUCGAGACUUUUAUCCUGCACGACCGCGAGCCGGAGCACUCCAUCUACCACAUGACCGUGCAGCUGUUUAGCGUACCGAGCGUCGCCGCGCGCCUCGUCGUCGAGCACAACUUCAUGCACACCCUCCUCCAGGUGCUCCAUGCGCUGUUUGUGAACGACAACGAGAGCCGUGUCACGGCGCUCACUCUCCCCUCGCCACCGCCCGCUCGCGGCCAGGCGAACGCGAAUGCGCCGAUGCUGUCGCAGGCCAAGUGCUACCACGUCUUCCACGACACACGCUACCUGCUCGCGGCGGGCGACGUGAAAAAGAACAUUGCGCAGCACGCCACCGCGUUCCUCGCGCCGUGGCUCACCUUCUUUGCGUACUUCCACGGGAUCGCGCCGGACACGCGCGCGGCGCACGCGCACGUCGAGUUCGAGAGCGAGCUGUGGUACCAGGUCUUCCACGCGAGCUCGCACCUCGGCCGCCUCGCCAAGAUCCUCGGCGAGGCGUUCCAGCACGCGACCAGCGAGCAGCUCAGUGCGGGACUGCAGUUUGCCGCCGACACGAUCCUCGCGCACCUCGCGCGCCUCGAGACACUCGACCCGAGCACGCACCCGAGCAGCGCGAUGCACACGGUGCGCUUCCCGGCAAGCGACGAGGGAGCGGCCGUGCCGGUCGCCGAGUUUGUCGUGGCACAGGACCCCGUCUCGUUUCACCACCCGAUGCAUUGGCUCCUGGCCGAGAUGCUCAAAAGCGUCGGCGCACACCCCGGCCUCGCGCCGCCGAUUAGCGAGGACGCAAUGCUAGCACUCCUCGAGCACCCGCUGCGUGUCACGGUCAAGCUCGCACAGAUCCGCUGCAACGUGUGGGUGCGCAACGGCUUUGCGAUCCGCUCGCAGGCCUACCACUACCGCGACAGCAUGUGGAUGCGCGACAUUAUGUACGAUCAAGACCUGUUUGUACAGCAGUGCGCGCUCGCAUUCGUGUCGCACGACCGCUUCCUCGUCACGCUCCUCGACCGCUUUGACCUCGUGGCGUGGUUCAGCGGAGAGCGCGGGCACGCCCUGUACGACGGAGAGCAGGCGACGUUCAUGGCCGAAGAGCUUCUGCUGCUGCUUGUGAUGCUUCUUACCGAGAUCAGCGUCCCGGCACACUGGCCGAUCGAGCAGCAGGUGCGCCGCGAGCUCAUCCACUACCUCGUGCUCGGCGCAGGAACUUACUCGGAAGUCACCAAGCAGAUUCCCGAGCGCUUCACGGACCACGGGUGCUUUGACCGCGAGCUUGCGCGCGUCGCCAACUUCCGCUCGCCGGACGGCACCAACGACCUCGGCAUGUAUGAGCUGAAGCCUGAGUACCUCGGCGAGGUCCAGCCCUUCUUCCAGCACUACUCGCGCAACCAGCGCGAGCGCGCAGAAGAGGUGCUCGCCGAACGUCGCGCCAAGACCGGCGAUGUGCCCCGCGCGCCCCGGCCUGCGCUCGGCGCACUGGACGGCACACUCUUUGCGCGCCUCGGCGACGUGCUGCACUGCCCCACGUUCCUCCAGAUCGUGGCGGGCACGCUGGGCAAUGCGACGUACGGCUACGCAGAGCCGCCCGACACGCUGCUCAACGCGGCGCUACACCUGCUCUACGUCGGCGUCGCGGAGCGCGGCGCGGCGUUUGUGCCGCACCUGACGCAGGCGCUCCAAGUGCCGCAUGCGGACCACGUCGAGACGCAGAGCCUCGCCGAUUUGCUCGCUGCAAUGCUCACCGAGUCGCGCCUCUCGGCGUACCACGAAAAGAUCCGCGGCCUCUUUGACGCGGCGGCCGCUCUGGACCCUGCGCUCGCCGCCGCCCUGCCGCAGCCGGCCGCGCCGCCGCCUGCGCCGAGCGACGAUGCGAAGCGCCAGGCGGCGAAGGAACGCCAGGUGGCCAUCAUGCAAAAGUUCUCCGACCAGCAAAAGUCGCUCCUUGCCACGCUCGAGGACGAGCUGAGCGACGACGAGGACGGCAUGGACGAGACCGUGGACGACUACGGCACAUGUAUCCUGUGCCAGGAGCGCCUCGACGGCCACCGCUCGUUCGGCACGCUCCUGCACAUCCAGGAGAGCCAUCUGAUGCGCACGACGCCGCCGCGGCAGCAGUCGGCGUUCCAAGAGAUUAUCGGCAUGCCGCUGGAUAUGGACCGCUCGCAGAACGACGGGCAGCGCACGCGUGGCCACCUGCACCGCUACGAGCAGGCCGAUCCGCACAAGCCGCGCAUCGCCCUUGGCUACGCCGCCGAGAACCACACGACGGGCUUUGUCGCGGUGACGUGCGGGCACAGCAUGCACGUCGCGUGCUUCAACAUGUACCUGCAGAGCACCGAGCAGCGCCACGCGAUGCAGGUCGCGCGCUCCCACCCCGAGGACCUCUCGCGCCUGGAGUUUAUCUGCCCUCUGUGCAAGAGCCUCGGCAACACGCUGCUGCCUGAGCCGGGCGCGAGUGCCAUGAGCCGCUCGCCGUUUAGCGAGGUGCCGCUGGGCAAGGUCGUGCCGGAUGACCAGGCGCUCACCGAAUGGGUGCGCCGCAUCAACAUUGCCAUCCUGAAGAACACGUCGGCGUCGGCGAGUGCGCGCGCCGAGCACCAGGAGCACGACUGCGGCUCGGGCUGCUUUUUGCCGUUCUACGCCCCGGCCUCUGCCACGCCGCACAACCCGGAUCUUGGCACGAGCGUGCUGGGGAGCGAAGAGUGCGCCGAGAUGCUGCAGCGUACGCGCUCCGUGCUGCAGCUCUUGGCGUACGAAACGAGCUGGGCGCGCUCGCGCGACCGCCGCCAGACGAUCCUCGAGUACGCGGGCGAUGCGGUGCAAGGCGACGCGAUCUACAUCCCCGAGCACGUCGUGGGCUACACGCUGGCGCAGCUCGAGAUUACACAGCGUGGCGUCACCCCGCCCGGCUCCAACGUCGCUGCGGCGCUGAGCGAGCAGCAGAUCAAGCUUGUCCAGUCGCUCCUCGAGACCCUCUCGUCGCUCGCCCAUGUCGCGUGCAAGGACGCAAAAGGCGCCGACAGUAUGCGCCAAGGCCUCCUCAAGCGCCUCAUGCCCCACUGGGCCGGCGAGCACUCGGUGCGCAACCCACUGCUGCUGCGCAACGCGCUCGGCGUCCUGGUCGAGGCGGCGGUGCUCAUGCCGCAGCACCUCCUGCACGCCACUGCGCUCCUGUACUAUGUGACGCUAGUGCAGACCGUCUUUGGCCUUGCCCAGCCGUCGUUUGCCCACGGCGAGCGCCGCAAGGCGGAGGAAAGCGCAGUAGGCGGUGCCGAGGCCGUGCAAAUCUUCCCCCACGCCCGCUGGCUCGUGACGAGCAUUGUGAACCUGGUGGGCUACGUGCGCGGCAACAUCACGCUCGGGUUCGACCACUGCAGCGACCAGGACCUCGCCAAGCUCCUGUGUGCCUACACGCUUCCGUUCCUGCGCCGCGCCGCGCUCCUGCACCGCAUCGUGAGCGGCGCGGUGCCCGAGCCGGCCGAGGGCCCCGAGUAUGUACGCCUGCUGCACCAGCUGCGUAUCCCCUUGCCUGCGGAAGCGCUGCCGAUGCACGCGGCGCCUGCCGGCCUUGUCGCGAUGCUUGUCGAGGGCUGGACGAAGCACGCGUACGUCCACCUCUCCCCACUUUUCCGCCCUUUGCCGAUCCUUGCAGAGCCGCACGAGGCGCGGACGGCUGUACCGAGCCUGGUGCUUGAGCACCCCCACAUUUACGAGUUGCUUCCUCUGCCGCACGACUUUGCGCUCCUGCUGCAGCAGACGCAGACGCGCGUGUGCAAACGCUGCAACACGCUCCCCCCCCUGUGCUCGCUGUGCCUCUUUUGUGGCGAGGUGCUCUGUGAGCAGUCUUUCUGCUGCAGCGACCUCGACGACGAAGGACGUGGCGAGUGCCACCAGCACAUGGAGCACUGUGGUGGGCGUCUUGGCGCGCAUUUCCGUGUCGGAAGCAAUGUAGUGGUGCUGCUUUUCCAGCGCAACGGCUGCUUCACCUCUUCGCCCUACCUCAACACGCACGGCGAAGUAGACCACUCGCUGCUGAAAGCGCGCCCGCAGCGCCUGCACACGCAGCGCUACGACGAGCUGCGCAAGCAGUGGCUUACGCAUGGCAUCGCCAACAUUGUCACACGACGCACCGAAGCCAACGUCUCCAACGGCGGCUGGAUCACGUUCUAG
Malassezia japonica is the source of this 5559-nucleotide messenger RNA. RefSeq names its product RING-type E3 ubiquitin transferase. The coding region runs from base 1 to 5559 and encodes 1852 amino acids. The record is from RefSeq and is a predicted model, not a curated record. NCBI's taxonomy places the organism in Eukaryota, Fungi, Basidiomycota, Malasseziomycetes, Malasseziales, Malasseziaceae. The transcript has a single exon. Gene Ontology annotation, molecular function: ubiquitin protein ligase activity; zinc ion binding. Gene Ontology annotation, biological process: ubiquitin-dependent protein catabolic process via the N-end rule pathway.